Oncorhynchus tshawytscha (Chinook salmon) is the source of this 4600-nucleotide messenger RNA. RefSeq names its product proliferation-associated protein 2G4. Bases 231 to 1430 code for a protein of 399 amino acids. The transcript has 15 exons. The record is from RefSeq and is a predicted model, not a curated record. NCBI's taxonomy places the organism in Eukaryota, Metazoa, Chordata, Actinopteri, Salmoniformes, Salmonidae.
CUACUGAAUAAGGCCUACAUGUUCUGAUCUUUUUUUUUGUAUUCAAUUCGGUGCUCAGCGUACACGCAUUGCGUGGGACGUUGUCCGCUAGUAGGAGGGGUCUCAGGCGUUUUGGGCCUGGGCUACAACUGCGGAGGAGAGAGCAGACCAGGCAGCGUGGUCGAGUCUGUAGCUGAAACCCGCGGGGGAAAAAAAAAGUUACUUUGAGUGAGAAAAGAGAGACCGAAAAUAUGUCCGGAGACGACGAUCCACAAGAGCAGACCAUCGCGGAUGAUUUGGUCGUCACCAAGUACAAAAUGGGCGCCGAGAUUGCCAACCAGGCCCUGAAGGCUGUGGUGGAGGCAGCCAAGGCUGGUGAGACAGUUGUCAGCCUCUGUGCGAAGGGAGAUGCCUUCAUCAUGGCUGAAACUGGAAAGGUCUUCAGGAAGGAGAAGGACCUGAAAAAAGGCAUCGCUUUCCCAACCAGCGUGUCUGUCAACAACUGUGUGUGCCACUUCUCUCCGCUGAAGAGUGACCCUGAGAUCGUACUGAAGGGCGGGGACCUCGUCAAAAUUGACCUGGGGGUGCACGUGGACGGCUUCAUCUCCAACCUGGCUCACAGCUUUGUGGUGGGAGUGACCAAGGAUGCUCCGUUGACGGGGCGUAAGGCUGACGUGAUCAAAGCGGCACACCUGUGUGCCGAGGCUGCCCUCAGACUGGUCAAGCCUGGAAACCAGAACUCGCAGGUCACAGAGGCCUGGAACAAGAUCGCCAAGUCAUUCAAAUGCUCAGCCAUUGAGGGCAUGCUGUCCCAUCAGUUGAAGCAGCACGUUAUUGACGGAGAGAAAACCAUCAUUCAGAACCCCACGGACCAGCAGAGGAAGGACCAUGAGAAGGCUGAAUUUGAGGUGCAUGAGGUGUACGCCGUGGAUGUGCUCAUCAGCACCGGAGAAGGCAAGGCAAAGGAUGCAGGCCAGAGGACCACCAUUUACAAGAGGGACCCAGACAAGCAGUACGGCCUGAAGAUGAAGACGUCCAGGAGUUUCUUCAGCGAGGUGGAGAGACGCUUCGACGCCAUGCCUUUCACUCUCAGGGCGUUCGAGGAUGAGGGUAAGGCUAGGCUAGGUGUGGUGGAGUGUGCCAAACAUGAACUGCUGCAGCCCUUCAACGUUCUGCACGAGAAAGAAGGUGAGUUUGUGGCCCAGUUCAAGUUCACCGUGCUGCUGAUGGCCAACGGACCCCUACGUAUCACCGCAGAGCUGUAUGAUCAGGAGCUGUACAAGUCUGAACACGAGGUAGAGGACGCAGAUCUCAAGGCCUUGCUCCAAAGCUCAGCGAGCCGCAAGACACAGAAGAAAAAGAAAAAGAAGGCUUCAAAGACCGUGGAAACUGAAACGGCACCAGGACAUCCAGCGCCAGCGAAGGUCGAGGAGACCGAAGCUGCGAAAUAAAACCUUCCAACACCCCCCCAACCCUGUCUUCGUCUCCAAGAAUACUGACAGACAACUGACCAACCCAAAGAACAGACGUCAAUAAUCCCUCCAUCCUACCCUCCUGUCUUGACAUGCCUGCCUUGUGGCGUGGCCUAGCCUUCUGUGAUGAAAACCUCCAAAUGUAAAUGAUGUCAGACUACCGGGUGAUGGUGUUGCUCACGCCUAAAUUCAACUUCCUGUCACAUCCCUUUUCAAUAUCAAUGUCCUUGAGACAGCAGGGUUCUCCCCCAGAAUAGUAAACACGUUCGGUGCAUGACGCUGAAAGAGAGAUAUAUUGAGUAGAACGAGGGCAUUUCCCGGAGUAGAUUCUGUGGGAGACACGUUUAUACCAUCCAGUCAUUGAGCCUUGAACUGUAAUUCUCUAUAAUGAUGUAUGAAGGCAAAGCACGACAGUGGAGGGUUUGAGAUGACUGCACUGCAUUGUGCCAAUGAUCGUUGUGUAAAGGAAACUUCUUGCUUAUGACCUCAAACAAGGUUAAUGUCUCUGAAGUGGAUGUCGGUGUGUCCUAUUAGGGAAUUAAAUGGGUAAUAACUUAAACCCUGCAUUAGUCUACAUAACGCUGUUAUAAACCGUCAUGACCGCAAAUGUUAACUGUCUACAUUGUCACACAAACUUAUUUACAGUGGAUAUUCAAACUUCCUAGCGGCAUAUUUAUCUUACCCCCAGUUACAGUUUGUGACAUAACUGUCAAGUCCGUUGCCGUGGAUAUAUAGUCGAUGGAUUUUUAGAACAGGGAGUCGGAUAAGUGGCUUGCUCUCACUGCACAUACAGAAAUUUGAUAUUCUUAUACCCAGUAAUGGAGGGUUCAGGUGUUCCCAUUAAAUGAUUUGUUCUGUGUAGGACGCCAUAAUUAAUUUCAUACUUCUGGUACUACCACUGCCACAGCGCUCAAUGAAUUCCACCUAUAUUAAUCAGUGUUUACAUCAGUUUCCAUAGCUGUUUAAUACUUGAUACUUUCUAUUGUAAAACAAAUCCCUGUUUCAGAGGCUAUUUUUUGGAAUAAUCUAGACUAGAACCAUUACAACGCCGGCAUUAAAUAGCAACGCCGUAAUAUUGAGUUUGGGUGGGGCAACUGACCAAAGGAUUUACUAACCAACUGCUGCACCACUAGUUCUUGUUGGGCUUUUCAUUCUGAAUAGGUUAUUCGAGGGAGAGAUCCAUCCUUGUGGAAAUGUUUCUUUACUAGGUUGAUGACUUUCUAAGUUUGUUCUCGUGAAAGAAAUGUAUCAUCUCUUGCAUUGUACAUGUGUGUGGGUGUAAUUCUUAAGUCCUUAUUUGGGAAGUAAAUAGGGGGUCGUUCUCGCAAUACAAUUAGGCAUUUAGAAAGGCCUUUGAAAUUGUCAUGUCAGAAUUACAACGCAUCUCGGCGUCCGUAUUUUGCGUACUUGACUGAAAAGUAAAUGCCUCGUUAAUUCUGUGAAUAAGAUCCAUUGAUCAUCCCACUAUAAUCAGAUAAGCCUUUUGAAAUAUGGCCAUUCCUUGAUAAACUAACUCGACAGUUAUGACUGCUGACCCCUGCACUGGAUGUGGAAACCAUAUAUGCCUCGAUCAGUAACGCAAUAGAGGUAUUGACAACUGUUAAAAUAAUGUACAUGGUCGUUCUUUUUUUUGGAUUUAGAAAGAGGGAGUUUUUUUCUUCAUGGUUUGAAAUAAACUUUAAAACAAAAUAUGUGGAUGUGUUGUUUGUCUCAAUAUUGUCUUAUGAAUCUCCCCCAUCUAAAAUAAUGUACAGAAUAAAUACUGUACAUGUAAUUACAUGGCUUUCUACACAGCAUAACAUAUAUACCUCCGUAAAACAGACAUUUUGUAAUUAUAUACAAAAAUAAUGUCGAUUGAGACAAGUCUUAGCACAGUUCAAAGCCAUAUAUAUUAUUGAUGAAAGAUGCAUCACAGAUAGAAGCAGGAUACAGGGGUUUGUUAUACGAAGAAAUCGUUGAAAAAUCAUUGUCUGCUUUUCCCAGAGUUCAUGAGCGUCCAACAAUGAUGACGUAAUCACAGUUUAUAAAUAAACAAUCGAACAACUGUCACGGUCUUCUUGGAGACGGUGCCAUCUUGUAGAGACACCCCUCCACAGCAUGAGGGCCAAGUGGAGAAAGAAGCGUAUGCGCAGGCUGAAGCGCAAGAGGCGAAAGAUGAGGCAGAGGUCAAAAUAGAUUGCCCCCUUACAAAACCAUGUCUGUGACCUUUCUCAUGGACACAACACGAGCACUUGGGAGAUCCUUGGUCCCAAGUCUGGAACAAGACACAGGCCAAUGAGAUGCUAUGAAGAGAUGGUGCUAUUGUUGGUCAACCACCUGCCUGGGAGAUUUGAUAUGGGGACAUUCUGUGUUCUUUACUCUUCUACGAAACCAUCCCUACUCCAUUGCAUUUGUUGAUAUUUUCACAGUUUUUGAUUUUAAAAUUAAGUGGACUCAAUAUUGGUCUGAAACUGGGUCUAAAAAUGUUAAGAGGCCAUUAUUUUUCAUUAUGUCCAAUCAAGUUCAGUUGCAAAGAUUUGUAACGCUAACCUGAGGGGUAUCCUACGACGCAGGUUCAAGGUAACUUUGAACUCGGGAUAGCCAGUCAUACUGAAGUGGCUCACCUUUUAGCUUGGUCAAUUUAGGGCAAUGAAUUCUUAAACUAACCUGCUCCAGGUCUUGCUAACUAAUUGCCCAGAGUGAUUGAACUGAGUGGAGGCCUAAUCUAAUUACCCUCUUGCAAAGACUUAUCAUUUGAGGAAGACUGAUUAAAUGUUUUAUGACAGAAUGCAUGUGAAAAUUAAUGCAAUGCAACACUGACUUACAAAUAUGGGGGAUGCUUGUGCAUAACGCUACGUUUUUGACUGCUUCAAAAGGUUGGCCGCUUUGAUAGGCGUGACUGUUAUCAAACAUAUUUAGCCAAUGUGCCACUAACUAACUACAUACUAUAGCUAAGUGAAAUAUAAGCUAGCAUAAUCUAAGGCUGAGGUCGUUUGGAUGUGCUGACAAAUUCUCUAAAAUGAGGUGGUUUACGGUACACAAUAAACAUUCCCUGGUGGCUAUUCCUGCAGUCAGUAACCCAAUUGCAUGCUCCCUCAACUUGAGACAUAAAGGAUCAGGUGCUCACUAACAGGGAUGUGCACAAUUUGAGAAAUAAACUUUUGUGGAUA